CCACAGUCACUGUAUAAGCCACUCUGGGCCUACAACAGCAGUUUCAUGGGGCGUUGCCAUGGCGACGACUAGAGCGUCAACAUGUCCGGAGGGUCGUCACGUCGUGAUAAGAAAGAGCAACCAAAAACAAAGGACAGUGUCUUCCUCCAGUGGGACGCACUGCCACACCAACACAUCCAGGAGCUGCUGAAGAAGACUGCGGAUGAAGUCGAGUCGGAAAUAAAGGAGAUUCUGGGCUUCAGGAACCAUCAGACUUCUAUGAAGGAAGCUGCUCUGCUGGAUUACUAUGUCUGUGGUUUCUGGUGGGCAAAAGAGGCCAGUUUCACUCCCAUGCAGACCUCCUUCACCAUGGCUGUACUGCGCAUGCUGCUGGAUAACAUACGAGACAAACAGAUGGCUCUGGUUGAGAACUUAAUGGAGUUUGCUAAGGCCUUGGGUGCUGCCUGCCAGUGCUCCCCUUCAGAGGCAGACACCACUUCACUUCUAGACAGAGAAGAAGCCACGGCACUCAUAAGUUACAUCAGAGACUGUCUAUUUCAGAAAUACAGACUGUACGAGCUCCUCUUCAUCACACCCAGAGAGGAGCUACUGACAGGCAUGGAGAGGACUGUUGAGGUGUUCUGCUGUCAGGAAGCUCUCACUCCACUGGAAGAAGGCAUUUCCUCUCACCUCUACUCCCAGUAAAUAGCCUGAUAUGCAGAAAAAUGGACAGGUGAUGAUGACCACAGUAGGGCGUCGUCUGUCUGUGGAAUCAGACUACAUAAGCAGUCCACACUUCAAGUUUAGCUUUAUUUCUGUACCAUUCACACUCCAUGUUAUUUAUUAGGGUGAUCACAUAACAGAUGAUAGCAAUCAAGGCUAAUAUUCAGACUUUGUAAUGUCAUGGUAAAGCAUGCCCUUCAUGUUUUCCUUCGCAAUAGAUUGGUUGCCUGUUAACAAAAACUAAUAAUAAAACAAGCCUUUCCUGGAAUGUGCAAAUGGCUUCAUAUAAA
Messenger RNA from Dicentrarchus labrax (European seabass), 992 nucleotides. RefSeq names its product ciliary associated calcium binding coiled-coil 1 (gene cabcoco1). The transcript has 6 exons. NCBI's taxonomy places the organism in Eukaryota, Metazoa, Chordata, Actinopteri, Moronidae. The record is from RefSeq and is a predicted model, not a curated record. The coding region runs from base 82 to 684 and encodes 200 amino acids.